AUGCGUGGUUCUGAUAGUAAUAAAGGUAAAAGCAAAAAAUGGCGCAAAAUUUUACAAUUUCCGCACAUAUCGCAAUGUAUACACCUCAAAGACAAAAUAGAUGUAAGUUACGAUUAUGUGAUAGAUCAGCAGCCAAUUGGUCGAAUACUUUUUCGUCAAUUUUGCGAAAACAAACGGCCAAUAUACUAUCGUUAUAUAGCGUUCCUAGAUCAAGUUCAAAGAUACGAAGUCGAAUACGAUGAAAAUCGUAUUUCAAUAGCUAAGGAAAUAGGUUUUCGAUUUUUAUCAUUUGAUGCAUCCCCAUCCUCUGAUACAAUAGCAACAUCACCAAUAGAAAAUGGUGUUAAUGAAACACAAACAACAAAUACAGCAAAUAUUAACAGCGAACUGAAUAAUCAUCAUCAUCAACAACAGAAUCGAAAACAAUUGGGUAAUGAUAGUAGACAUCAUAAUGGCGACGAUCGAGGUGAAAAAGAUGAUGGUGGUGGUGAUAGUGGUGGUGGUGGUAAUGAUACUGGUGGCAAUAUUGAUAUAAAUAAAAGUGGAAAUUGUAUCGAUUCAAAUCAAAUUGAUGAUGAAUAUAAUGAAAAAGAGAAUAUCAAUAGUAAAUCUAAGGAUUUAUUAAUGCCAAAUAAUGAUAUUAAAACAAAAUUGAAGAAUUCCAAUAUGAAUGUAUUAGAUGUUCUAAAUGAUGUUUUAAUCAGUAAAGUUAGAGAUAAAAUUAAAAGUGGAAGUAAAGAUUUAUUUGAACCAUGUGUGACUGCUGUGAAAUCAUUUUUGGCCGGGGAACCAUUUCGUGAAUUUGAAGAAUCAAUGUAUUUUCAUAGAUAUUUACAAUGGAAAUGGCUUGAGGCACAACCAAUUACAUAUAAAACAUUUCGCAUGUAUCGUGUCCUUGGAAAAGGUGGAUUUGGUGAAGUUUGUGCAUGUCAGGUUCGUGCUACUGGUAAAAUGUAUGCCUGUAAGAAACUUGAAAAGAAACGAAUAAAAAAACGUAAGGGUGAAUCAAUGGUCCUGAUUGAAAAACAAAUUUUACAAAAAAUCAAUUCAAGAUUUGUUGUUAAUUUGGCAUAUGCAUAUGAAACAAAAGAUGCACUCUGUUUGGUAUUAACAAUAAUGAAUGGUGGAGAUUUAAAAUUUCAUAUAUAUAAUAUGGGUGGUGAUCCUGGUUUUGAAUUAGUUCGUGCUAGAUUUUAUGGAGCUGAAGUUGUAUGUGGUUUAGAGCAUUUACAUCAACAGGGUAUUGUAUAUCGUGAUUGUAAACCAGAAAAUAUAUUAUUAGAUGAUCAUGGUCAUGUUAGAAUAUCAGAUUUGGGUUUAGCUGUUGAAAUACCAGAAGGUGAUUCAGUUAGAGGACGAGUUGGAACAGUAGGUUAUAUGGCGCCGGAAGUUAUCGAUAAUGAAAAAUACUCAUUUUCACCAGAUUGGUUUAGUUUCGGUUGUUUACUUUAUGAGAUGAUUGAAGGACAAGCGCCAUUUCGUAUGAGAAAAGAAAAAGUAAAAAGAGAAGAAGUUGAUAGAAGAGUUAAGGAAGACCAAGAAAAGUAUUCAUUGAAAUUUAAUGAUGAAGCCAAAUCAAUGUGCCAACAGUUAUUAUCAAAAUCAAUUAAACUACGUUUAGGUUGUAAGAAUGGACGUUAUGGUGCCAGAGAAGUUAAAAUGCAUCCAUUUUUUGAUUGUAUUAAUUGGAAAAGACUUGAAGCUGGUAUGGUUGAUCCACCUUUUGUUCCAGAUCCUCAUGCUGUUUAUGCCAAAGAUGUACUUGACAUCGAACAAUUUUCAACUGUUAAAGGCGUUAAUAUUGAUGAUAGUGAUUCAAAUUUUUAUGCAAAAUUUAAUACUGGUUCUGUAUCAAUAUCAUGGCAAAAUGAAAUGAUUGAAACAGAAUGUUUUCGUGAAUUGAAUGUAUUUUCAGACUGUCAGGCGCCUACACAAGAUUUAUUAAUAGAUGCAACACCAGUUAUUGAAAAAACUGGUUGUUUUCCAUUUAGAAGAAAGAAAAAAAUACCGGCAAGAACCCAAGUAAUACCCAUUCCACCACAUUAUUUAACUAGUCAUAGUCAAUCGUCAACACAAGCUGAAAGCUGAUAGAAAUAAUUGUUAAUUUUAUAUAUUUCUAAUUUAUAAAAUUUUUUUUUUUUCCUAUAUUAAUUAUUAUUAUUAAAUAGUAAUAAUUUAUUUGUAAUAUUAUUUUUAAUUUAGUUUUAAUUUCUUUUUUAAUUUACGAUUAUACUAUAUUUGUUUUUAUGAUUCCAUUGAACAAUUUGUUAAUUUCCUUAAGAAAAUUCAUAAAACUGCUAAAUUUUAC
Molecule: messenger RNA, 2308 nt
Organism: Condylostylus longicornis
Lineage: Eukaryota; Metazoa; Arthropoda; Insecta; Diptera; Dolichopodidae
Gene: Gprk2
Product: G protein-coupled receptor kinase 2
Exons: 12
Coding region: 1-2088 (695 amino acids)
Biological process (GO): signal transduction; regulation of signal transduction; protein phosphorylation
Cellular component (GO): cytoplasm
Molecular function (GO): ATP binding; G protein-coupled receptor kinase activity
Source: RefSeq, a predicted model, not a curated record